Messenger RNA from Knipowitschia caucasica, 465 nucleotides. The record is from the annotation of a GenBank genome assembly. Lineage: Eukaryota; Metazoa; Chordata; Actinopteri; Gobiiformes; Gobiidae.
AUGCUGAUAGUGGUUGACAUUGUCCACAUUGGUUACACGGUCGGGCACAUACUUCAUUCAUCAGGUGAAUGUGACCUUUCUCAGACUCGGCCUUCUCUCAGCGAGGGUCUGCGUGGACUGCAAACACUGCCCACUGCCAUCGGUCACCAGCAGAGCAGAGCAGCCCAGAGCAAAGCAGAGCAGAGAAGCUCAGAGCAGAGCAUCCCAGAGCAGAGCAAGCCAGAGCAGCCUAGAGCAGAGCAGCCUAGAGCAGAGCAGCCUAGAGCAGAGCAGCCUAGAGCAGAGCAGCCAAGAGCAGAGCAGCCCAGAGCAGAGUUAAGCAGAGCAGGGCGAGCAGAGGGGGCUCUGUGCCACAUACAUAUUCACCAGGUUCUGACCAGGGAUGUAAUUCCGGACACGUGCAGACCUUUUCACAUGGAAUUUACAGACGCAGAGGAAAACGACUUUCAGACGCUUGGAACCUGA